Messenger RNA from Peniophora sp. CBMAI 1063, 618 nucleotides. Lineage: Eukaryota; Fungi; Basidiomycota; Agaricomycetes; Russulales; Peniophoraceae. The record is from the annotation of a GenBank genome assembly.
AUGGCUCCUGUGGAUGUCGACGCUCUCAUCAAUCCUCCCACUCCGACGGCCGCGGCUGCGUUAAGCGUCGUUCGCGCAUACUCCACCCCCGCGCUGGUCAAUCACUGCCUGAGAUCGUGGAUAUGGGCAUCAUCCCUCGCGCAGUCCAAGGGGAUCGCUUUCGACCGCGAGCUGCUAUACGUCGCCACGAUGCUUCAUGACAUCGGCGUCACUCCUCAUUUCGACUCGCACACUAUCGCCUUCGAAGAGGCCGGAGGUGCAGUCGGUCGCGUCUUCGCAGCCGGCGCGGGCUGGCCGGAGCACAGACAGCGUCGUGUUGCAGAGAUCAUUGAGAGGCAUAUGUGGCCAUCUGUGGAUAAGGACUUCGAUCCUGAGGGUUACCUGCUGGAAGUUGCUACGUCUUUGGACGUGUCGGGCGUUGCGCCGGAGAUGUGGGAUGCACAAUUCCGCAAGGCCGUUGUUGAGGGGAUCCCUCGCCUCGACUUCUCGGAGACUUUCGCGCACUCAAUUCACGAGCAGGCGGUUCGAAAGCCUACAACGGAGGCGGCGCGGUUGGAUGGGUCAGGGCGUGUUGUAUCUGGCGGAGAAGCUUGGGAUCAAUUUAUACAAGACCCCUAG